Musca domestica (house fly) is the source of this 1480-nucleotide messenger RNA. RefSeq lists its product as uncharacterized. Bases 122 to 1039 code for a protein of 305 amino acids. Lineage: Eukaryota; Metazoa; Arthropoda; Insecta; Diptera; Muscidae. The transcript has 2 exons. The record is from RefSeq and is a predicted model, not a curated record.
GCUCGUGAAAAGGUUUAUCGAUGGCUUGUCAGCUCUAUUGCGUAGAGCAUUUGCUAUUUUUGGGAAAUAUUUGCAAAAUAUGAGAUAAACAGAAAACAAACAGAAAAACUGUGAAUUUAAUAUGCCUUUUUCGGAUAGAGAAAAGAGCGGUGUUAUUGAUUUACUACAAAACGAAGAGCAAAAUGUUCCUGUUUUAUUGCAGUUGGCUAGGACGGUGACAAAAAACGUCGUUGAGGUUGAUUCCACGGCGGAUGCUUUGGAAUACAUAUUUACACAUACGGAUGAUUGUUUGACACUUCUGAACAGAAAAGCCAUUACCAAGGAGAUAUUAUUUAAGUAUUUACACAGCAAACAAAUACCUUUUCAAAAAGAUUUCACAAAAACGAAUCUAGCAAAACGGGUUGUCGAAUACUGGAACAGUGAAUGUCCGAUUGAAGAUGAAAAACGUUAUCAAAACGGUUUGGCCAAUGAGUGCUUGCAGUCAACAGAGCUAGCAUGUGUUUCACACAAUACACACUCGAGUACAUCUCUAUCCCAGGAAUCGGAAUUCCCCAUAAACCUGCUUGCAAGAAAAUUUUCCGAAUGGUUUUUCAACAACUACAACCAAAAUUUGUUAAAACCUCAAGAUUUUUGGCCAGACGCUAGACUUAUGCUACAAAUAACUGCUAGUGAUGGAUGCGAAGAGCAUAGCUGUGAUAAUGCCAAUUCACUUUUGGAUACCCUAUACGAAACCCGCAAAUUAUUUCAUUUUUUCUUUAAUCCAAAUCUAACGCACUCGGGUGUUCAAGGACGUAUGGAUAUACAUGGUCUGGUUUUGGUCCUGGCAUGUGGUACAUUACACACACAGAUGGAUUGUGUUGGCAUAUUUGAAUGUAGUUUUGGUUUAAUGCGUGAUCCAUUUUCUGAAAACAAUUGGAAGACAAAAACCAUACAGUUGAUGUUAAGAAGUAAAGGAGCGCCCAGUAACCCCUCAUUACAAGAGAGUGAUACAUUGAAGGAGGCUUUAACGUUACCAGUUUCACAAGAAGAUCUGAGUUAGUUUAAGACAAAGAAAUACUUUCAUUGUACAUAUUUACAUCUUGUUUUGUAUUCAAUUUGAUAUUUCAUUGAUAACUGAUGAUUAGACGGGUCUAGUUGUAACUAUUAUAUAGAAAUUAUAAUUGAAAAAAAUUUUAACUAUCCAUAUAGUUAAUUUUUGUGUUAAUGAAGCAGUAAUACACAUCACACCAGCAUGGUCCUUAAAUACAAAUUCAGCUUAAAUAUUUUGAAGGCUCAGUAUAAAAUAUGAAUUUUGACAUUUUUUUUAAUUAUUUGAAUGUUUGCUUGACCCAAGGCAUAUAAUUUUAAGAGCAAUCUUUAUUAAAAAAUUUUAUUUUCCAUAAAAAAGAGUGAAUUAUUUAGCUUUUUGAAAAAUAGUUAUUUUAAGAUAAAAUCCUAAGUUGAAUAAAAUGGAAAAAUCAUGUGUGCCACAAAUUUAAAA